GGUGUUUGCGGAAGGUGCUCGGUGUUUUGCCGCUAACUUUGCGGUGGAAGUGGAACAGCUUUAGAGCUUCAAUUGAUCAACAAGCCCCGGUGAGGCUGGCCCAUCUCAGCCGGUUGUUCUUUUUUUUCCCCCGGUGCCUGCGCUUUUUUUUUUUUUUUUUUUUUUUUUUUUUUUUUUUUGGGAGCCGUUGCCGUCCUGCCUCUCCCCUCCUCGGUCGCGGUGGGAGUGGGUGUGUCGAUGCGGGCCGGCGGAGCCUAGUCGCGGGUUGUGCGCACUCUGAAAAAGAGGAAAAAGUUGAUGAUGAGUUUAGUGUGAACGCGGGCCGCCUCGGAGCAGGCUCACCGUCCAGGAAUGGCAGUGUGGACCCGAGCCGACAAAAACGGCCAGCUGGACCUUCUGCUCCGCGACCGCUGGAUCCGAGUGGCCGCGGAACUUACCCGGGAGACUCUGACUUUAACGGCCGAGGCGGAGGUCGGCGGCCCGGGGGGCAGUCACUGGGACUACAGCAACUCUUCGGCGGGCCUGCGGAAUGGCAUGUCGAACGGAAACGACCCGGGAACGAGUCCGGGGAACCCCAGCCGCGGUCCGCCUUCAGUUCAAGACCAGCUCCAGAACCAGAACCAGAACCACGGCGUGAGGGGGCGCAGCGGCAGCCCGGGGCGCGGGGGCGGCAGUCGGGGUCAGUACGACGGCAGCUACGGUGUGAACAGCCCCGGGAAGUACCCGAAUAACGGCACGAACUCUGACUUUGGAAGCCCCGGGUCUAGCUACGGCAGCCCCGGGUCCAGCUUCGGUUCUAGGCAGGGCGACUUCCCCGUUAGUUUGGACGGGUCUUCGGAGGCGGUGCGGAAGGUCCGGGUUGUCAAACAGGAGUCUGGCGGGCUGGGGAUCAGUAUCAAGGGGGGGCGAGAGAACCGGAUGCCCAUCCUCAUCUCCAAGAUCUUCCCGGGGCUCGCCGCCGACCAGAGCCGGGCUCUCCGGGUGGGCGACGCGAUCCUGUCGGUGAACGGGAACGACCUCCGGGAGGCGACGCACGACUUAGCGGUCCAGGCGCUCAAGAAGGCAGGGAAAGAGGUGACUCUGGAGGUGAAGUACAUCCGUGAAGUGUCUCCGCUCUUCAAGAAGCCGUCCCUGGUGGCCGACCUGCCGUGGGACGGCGUCCGUCCUCAGUCCCCCAGCUACAGCGGCAGCGAGGACUCGGGUUCGCCCAAACACAGCAGCUCCUCCUCCAAAGACAGGAAGGUCAUCAGUCUGAAGAUGUGCUUCAUCAGCAGGAAUCUGACCAUGCCAGAUCUGGAGAACAGACUGUUGGAGCUUCAUUCUCCAGACGGCCAGCACACCGUGGUCCUCCGCUGUAAAGACGGACCCACCGCCAACUCCUGGUUCACCGCCAUCCACACCAACAUCGCCGCCCUGCUCCCACAGACCCUGGCCCACAUCAACGCCUACCUGGGGGCCUCGUCCUCAGCGUCUACACACCCCCACCUCAAACACAUCGGCUGGCUGGCUGAACAGGUCCAGUUGGACGGAGGUCGGCAGCAGUACCGGCCCGUGGUGAUGGCGCUGACGGAGAAGGACAUCCUGCUGUUUGAGUCGGUGCCGUGGAGCAGAGAAUCCUGGGCCAUGCCUCUGCUCACCCACCCCCUGCUGGCCACCAGGUUGGUUCACUCUGGUAACUCCCGUGGUUCUCCGGCUCAGGGUUCGGACCUGGUCUUCGCCACCAGGACCGGCACCAGCCGAGGCAUCGAGUCCCACAUCUUCCGGGUCGAGACCCACUGGGAUCUGUCGUCAUGGACGCGAGCCCUGGUUCAGGGAGCGCACGCCGCCGCCGAACUCAUCAAAGAAGUGUCCAUCGGUUGUACGUUGAACAGACAGGACGUUCGUCUGACGCUGCAUUAUGAGAAAGGCUUCACCGUCACCAGGGAACCGGCCGAUCCAACGGGGGGCGCUGUUCUCUUCAGGUACCCCUACGAGAAACUCAAGAUGUCUGCAGACGACGGAAUACGAAACCUGUACCUGGACUUUGGAGGACCCGAAGGAGAAAUGGUGUUCGACCUCCACUCGGGUCCGAAGCCUGUGGUCUUCGUCCUCCACUCUUUCCUUUCGGCCAAACUCACUCGUAUGGGUUUGCUGACGUGAAGCGACCGUUGGCGGCGGCGGCGGCGUGGACCCAGGCUCAGACUGACCCUCCCAACGCUGACGAUGGGGGUUGAUUUACUCUUUUUCUGUUUAUUUUUUGUUAGAUUUUCCGUCAGUUUCUCCUUUCACAGUUGGACUUGGGCCUGAGGGGAGGGUUCGUGACCCUGAUGAGUCGUUAUUGUCGAUUGUUUAAAAAAACGUGCCUUCUCUUGCAACUUUUCCUCGGCCUCUUCCGUCACUUCGAGGUUCAGGAAAAGUCAGCGGCACUUUGCUUGAAUCCUACGGCGUUAAAAGAAAAAACGAACAAAACAUUCCACAUGGUCAUAUGCUAAAAACGAUUGUAAAAUGUAGUUGUGAUGUGCAAAACCGGCUGUACUUCAGGUAAGGUGCUGCUGCAGAAUUGAAAUCACAGGAAGGAUUUUUUUUUUUUUAGACAAUGAUCCACAGACUGAUAAAGGUCCCCGUUUUUACCGUUUGCCUAUCAUUCCAUGACAGCCUUCCACUGAACUUCAGGCUCUUUUUAUGUGUGGUUUUAUGUCGACGUGAGAGAACGAAGCCGUUUUCUGGUCAGAGAUGCAGUUCAACGAGCUUGAGAGAUUGUUCGAGUGUUUGUUCAUGCAGUAGAACCUCGCAGUACGACUUUCAUUCAUUCCAUGACUGUUUGUUUUGUGAUUUACGUGUUUUACGAAUCAGUUUUCACCACUGAAAUGAAUUGAAAUAUAAUUAAUCCAUU
Messenger RNA from Sphaeramia orbicularis (orbiculate cardinalfish), 2872 nucleotides. RefSeq names its product syntrophin, beta 2 (gene sntb2). NCBI's taxonomy places the organism in Eukaryota, Metazoa, Chordata, Actinopteri, Kurtiformes, Apogonidae. The record is from RefSeq and is a predicted model, not a curated record. Gene Ontology annotation, cellular component: intracellular anatomical structure; dystrophin-associated glycoprotein complex; synapse. Gene Ontology annotation, molecular function: structural molecule activity; protein binding. The transcript is spliced from 7 exons. Bases 352 to 2139 code for a protein of 595 amino acids.